Messenger RNA from Arvicola amphibius (Eurasian water vole), 1322 nucleotides. It is a transcript of the gene Tstd3, whose product is annotated as thiosulfate sulfurtransferase like domain containing 3. Gene Ontology annotation, molecular function: thiosulfate-cyanide sulfurtransferase activity. The transcript is spliced from 4 exons. Lineage: Eukaryota; Metazoa; Chordata; Mammalia; Rodentia; Cricetidae. Gene Ontology annotation, cellular component: mitochondrion. The record is from RefSeq and is a predicted model, not a curated record. Bases 78 to 554 code for a protein of 158 amino acids.
AGCGCCCGUGGUGAGAAGCCAGGAAGGAGGAGGAGGAAGUGGUCAGCAGCACCCGGGGUCCCAGAUUGCCCACGGUGAUGUUGGCCAGGCGGGUGCUUGGGACCUCACGCAGGGCGGCGCUAGGAUCGGUGGAGGCUGCGCUUAGCGGUUUGAAGUCAAUAUGGGGAAGCAGCCAACGAUUUUGCUCUGCUCUUCCUAAGGGUGUCACGUAUAGAGAACUAAAAGACCUGUUGAACUCCAAAAACAUUAUGUUAAUUGAUGUUAGAGAUACGUGGGAAGUUCUUGAGCAUGGAAAAAUACCUGGAUCAGUCAACAUACCAUUGGAUGAGGUAGGUGAAGCGCUACAGAUGAACUCAAGGGAUUUCAAAGAGAAGUACCAUGAAGUGAAGCCAUCCAAAUCCGACAGUCUAGUGUUUUCUUGUUUUGCUGGAGUGAGAAGUAAGAAGGCUAUGGAUACAGCAAUAUCACUGGGCUUUAACAGUGUUCAACACUAUGCUGGAGGAUGGAAAGAAUGGGUAACCUAUGAAAUUUCCGAGAAGAAACAAGAAAAUUGAGUUCUGGAACAAGAAACUCUGUCCUGUGUUCAUACAUCCAAGGAUAGUGGAUGAAGCAAAAGAAAUCUGCAGUCUUGGCACCAAGGAUAUGCUUGGCAACUGUUUUCCUGCUCUGUGAACUGAAGACACAGCUCCCCUGAACACUUUCAGACUCUACUGAGAACUGAGAUAAUAUCAAUUGCCAUCGAAAUAUACAGAUUCUACAGUUUAUUUGGUAUUCCAAAGGAUCAGGUAGCUUGUAUUACCUAAUCAUGUGCAGUCAUGCUAUAAGCAUGCGUGUUAACAAGCAGUCCCCAUCUUAAACAAUAACUAAGCAUCGGUUUUAGGCCCAUACUUGUAGUUCCAAUACUUGGUAGACUGAGACAGGAAGAUUGCUGUAAAUUUGAGGGCAGGCUAUGAAUUUGAUACUCUGCUACAAAAGAAAAGCAAAGAAAAGGAUCUGGGGUCCAGAGAAGUAAACUCGGAACAGGAAAACACAUUCACAGCAUCUGAACACUCAGGACAACGUGUGGCCAGAAUAGAAACAAUGUAACUAAUUUUAAAAUUUAAGGUCAAUGUGAAGCUAAAAAGUUGCAUGGGUUAUGACUGUGGAAGGCAAACUAACCUGGAAGAGGUCAGGAAAUUUUGUAGGAUAGUAGCGAUUUUCUAUGGUAUGACUGAAAUGUCAGGAGUAUGCCCGUCAAAACCCAUCAAAGCAAACACAAAGACAUGGCUUUACAAAAAAUAUACCUCAAUUUGAAAACUAAUUAAAAACAAAUAUUUAUACCA